AUUACAAUUAUUACAAUUGUAAUUUUAGAAAAUGGAUUAUAUAUUAUUACAAAAAUUAUCACAAAAUUUACUUGAAAUUUUGGAUGAUGACGAAUAUUACGAUAUUACUAUUGAAGUUGGUAAUGAUCCUUACGUAAAAAUAUUUCGUUCACAUAUAGUUAUUUUAAAUUAUCGUUCUUCUUAUUUGAGAAGAAUUUUGUCAACUAAUAAAAAGAAAAAUGAUGGAACUUUGGUACACAUUAAAUUACCAAAUAUUUCACCAGAAAUUUUUCAAUUAAUUUUAUGGUAUAUUUAUGGAGGGAAACUAUCUUUGAUAGAUUAUGAUAAUUUGGAUAUUAUUAAAAUCCUGGUUGCUGCCAAUGAACUAAACCUUCAAGAAUUAAUUACCCAUAUACAAUCCUUUUUGAUUCAAAAUAAAACUAAGUGGAUGGAACAAAAUUUUAAUUUAAUAUAUCAAACAAGUUUUGAAAAUAAUUCUUUUUUGGAACUUCAAAAGUAUUGUACUGAUUUAAUGUCCAAAUAUCCAGAUAAAAUACUUAAAUCAUUAGAUUUCUCUUCAGUUCCAGAAAAAAUUUUGAUCUCACUUAUUCAAAGCGAUAAUCUUCAAAUGAAUGAAAUUCAAGUAUGGGAGAAUGUUCUUAAAUGGGGUCUUGCGCAAAAUCCCGGUCUCCCUUCAAAUCCAUCUAAUUAUUCAAAAGUUGAAUUUAAUUCUUUAAAGAAUACUUUACAAUCAUGUAUUCCUUUUAUUAGAUUCUACAAUUUAACUUCUC
Molecule: messenger RNA, 770 nt
Organism: Rhizophagus irregularis DAOM 181602=DAOM 197198
Lineage: Eukaryota; Fungi; Glomeromycota; Glomeromycetes; Glomerales; Glomeraceae
Molecular function (GO): protein binding
Source: RefSeq, a predicted model, not a curated record